GCGAAACGGCCCCGUCGUCGUCUCGUCGCGAAUCCCAUCCCAUCCCUCGCUCCCUUUCCCCUCCCCGACCCGGCCGUCGCCUCGACCGGCCAGGCCAUAUAUACCGCCCGCUGCCGUCGGGACAAGCCUCUGUUUCCUCUCUGCUCCUAAACGCGUCCGUCGUCCUCAAGCUUUUUUCCUCCCACCUCCCUCUUCACGUGAACCGCUCCACGCUCGCACCAUCUUCGCCUCCGCCCGCCCGUGAGCCGCGCCGGCGCGUGACUCCCUUCAUCCUCCGCCACCGCCUGCCUCUUUCUCGUGCUUGAUCCACCAUCCAGCGCAACAGCAAUAAUCCCCGUCUCCGCGCCGCUAGCCCACCAUUUCUUCCGCGGCCAGCCGAAAUUCGGAAUCGUUCCUUGUUAUUUUGGUGCUUUGGCGCCUUUGUUUGGCGCUUCGAUCGAGCGGCGGAAUCAGUCGGCCGGGCAGGCGGGCGGCCAUGAAGUUCACCAAGAGGUACGAGACGUACAUGCGGGGGAUCAGGACGGCGGAGCAGGAGCUCCCCGCCGUGGGCCUCAAGCGCCUCAAGAAGAUGCUCAAGAAAUGCCGCUCCCACCGCAGCCCGCACCACAAAACCACGUCCUCCUCCUCCGACGCCGAGGCCGACGGCAGCCGCCGGUGCCCCGGCCAUUGCUCCGUGUGUGAUGGCAGUUUCUUCCCGUCCCUUCUCGACGAGAUGUCAGCCGUCGUUGGCUGCUUCAACGAGAAGGCCAAGAAGCUCCUUGAACUGCACUUGGCGUCGGGGUUCAAGAAAUAUGUCAUGUGGUUCAGCAACAGGUGUCACAGGAACCAUGGGCAGUUAAUACAGCAAGGCAAAGACUUGGUCACGUAUGCGAUUAUAAACGCCGUGGCGAUGAGGAAGAUCCUGAAGAAGUAUGACAAGGAAUCACACGGACCAUACUCAAGGAAGAUACAUUAUUCGAAGCAAGGGCAGGAGUUCAAAGCGCAAGCCCAGAGCCUGCACAUUGAGAUACUUCAGUCCCCAUGGCUGUCUGAGCUAAUGGCUUUCUACAUGAACCUGAGAAGAAGCAAGAAGAACGAGACUGCGAUGGAGCUCUUUGGUGACUGCUCGCUCACAUUUGAUGACGACCAGCCAACGCUCUCAUGCAACCUCUUUGAUUCUAUGCGAGUUGACAUUAGCUUGACAUGUUCAGUUUGCUUGGACACGAUGUUUGAUCCAGUCUCUCUUUCCUGUGGCCACAUAUUUUGCUACUUGUGCUGCUGCUCUGCUGCAUCGGUGACGAUUGUCGAUGGGUUGAAGUCCGCAGAUCACAGAUCAAAGUGCCCUUUGUGCCGACAGGCUGGGGUCUUUCCUAAUGCUGUGCACUUGGACGAGCUGAACAUGCUACUAAGCUAUAGUUGUCCGGAGUACUGGGAGAAGAGAAUGCAGAUGGAACGAGUUGAGCGUGUUCGUCUGGCUAAGGAGCACUGGGAGUCCCAGUGCAGAGCAUUCUUGGGCGUCUGAUGGAACAUGUAGACUUCGUACAAAAAUGGGAUUUCCCAUUGCUGUUGGUUAGAUCUUGAUUUGGCAUGACUGUAAUAUAUUUGUAUCUAUCCUGCUGAAUGAAUUGGUCUGUAAUUGGGAGGUCACUUGUGCGCCUAGAUGUAAAAAGGGGUAAACUUGUAGUGAUUAUCUGAAUGUAAAAUUGCAAGUAUGUUUAUAAUUAAUCCGGACUGUUUGGAUUUGGGA
Messenger RNA from Aegilops tauschii subsp. strangulata, 1726 nucleotides. Its product is annotated as probable E3 ubiquitin-protein ligase BAH1-like 1. Lineage: Eukaryota; Viridiplantae; Streptophyta; Magnoliopsida; Poales; Poaceae. The record is from RefSeq and is a predicted model, not a curated record.